AUGUACGAAAGCGUGGAUGUUGUGGGUUUUAGCCCCAGCCCCAGCCCCGGCUCUUUUCUGAGCAUGGACUACUACCACAGACCCCCGGGGCUCGGGCCGGAGAAGGGACUCCUGUCCGGUGUAGGAGGACUUCAGCGUCCGUUCGGAGGGUCAUUGGUGAGCGGCAGACACUGGAGCGGAUCCAGCCACUCUAUAGAGACUGAGAGCACGAGUUCAGGAGAGGACCUGCUUGUCCCCAGCCCCCCCUCCCCUCUGCCUCCACCCCGCAUCUACAAGCCCUGCUUUGUAUGUCAGGACAAAUCUUCAGGAUACCACUAUGGAGUCAGUGCCUGCGAGGGUUGCAAGGGUUUCUUUCGGAGGAGCAUCCAGAAGAACAUGGUGUACACAUGUCACAGAGACAAAGUCUGUGUCAUAAACAAGGUGACGAGGAACCGCUGUCAGUCCUGUCGACUGCAGAAAUGCCUCGAAGUUGGCAUGUCCAAGGAGUUGGUGCGAAAUGACAGAAUGAAGAAGAAGAAGGAAGAGAAGAGGCAGGGGGAGACAGAGAUCUACGUUCUCUCAGCAGACACAGAGCAGAUGAUUGAAGGAGUCCGCCGGGCCCAUCAGGGCACAUUCCCCUCCCUCGGUCAGCUGGGAAAAUACACCACGAGCAACAGCUCCGAGCACCGUGUCUCUCUGGAUGUCAGUCUCUGGGACAAGUUCAGUGAAUUGUCCACCAAAUGCAUCAUUAAGACAGUGGAGUUCGCCAAGCAGCUCCCUGGUUUCACAACGUUAACCAUUGCUGAUCAGAUCACCCUGCUCAAAGCCGCCUGCCUCGACAUACUGAUUCUAAGGAUCUGCACCCGCUACACCCCAGACAAGGACACCAUGACCUUCUCCGACGGUUUGACUCUGAACCGCACCCAGAUGCACAAUGCCGGGUUCGGACCUCUCACAGACCUGGUGUUCUCCUUCGCCAACCAGCUGAUCCCGCUGGAAAUGGACGAUGCAGAGACAGGAUUACUCAGCGCCAUCUGCCUGCUCUGUGGAGAUCGUCAGGAUCUGGAGGAGCCAGAGAAGGUGGAUGUUCUUCAGGAGCCGAUGCUUGAAGCCUUGAAGAUGUAUGUGAGGAGAAGGAGGCCUGAUAAACCCUGUAUGUUCCCCAAGAUACUGAUGAAGAUUACUGACCUCAGGAGCAUCAGUGUGAAGGGAGCAGAGCGAGUGAUCACACUGAAAAUGGAGAUACCCGGCUCCAUGCCUCCGCUCAUCCAGGAAAUGCUGGAGAACUCUGAGGGACUGGACGGUUAUGGAGCCGGGGGAGGGAAAGGGGGAGGAGGCGGAGGAAAAGGCAGAGGAGGAGGCAGAGAAGAGGAUGAAACCGAGCUCGGAAGUCUUUCACCAAAAUCAGUUUCCUCUCCCAGCCCGAGCCCCGUGCCCUGCUCCCCCUCUUCUCAUUCCUCAUCCACCUGAAGUGUUACACUCAGCACCCCUGCUCCCACACAGCAGACUCAGCCGACUGAAAGCAGAACAAAACUGCACCUAAUAACAGAUGAUCUGGAGGACAAAAAGUCUGAAUGUCUGAGCCCAUUACUGGUGACAUGUUUUGUCCGUGACAUUGAUUAAACCUGCCAGAGUGCCAGGAGGGAGGCGAAACAUCUAGGUGGUGUGAGGUUGGAUGAAAGCAGGUAAACUGUGCUGAGGACUGGAUUUGUGUUCAGGCAUCAUGGUUUUAUACAUAUAAAUGCAAAAAACAGCAUGUCACGUUUUUUGUUAUUUUUUUACAAUACCUAAAAAGUUAAUUAUAUGCAGACCGUCUAAACCUAAAUGAAGAAUUAUGGAGAUACGUGGACAGACCCAUGAAUAGGAUUCCUCUUGAAUCAAACAUUUCCUCAAUUAUGAAAAGGCAUAUAUAGUAUGCAUAAUGAUUAUGUGUAAAAUAUUGUAUAUAAAAAGGCUGUGAAAGAAGUUUUCAGACUGAGGCGGACUUAUACAAGAAGUUAUUUUCCUAAAUGUACAUGUGUAUAUACUGUAUUUCCCCAAUACAAAUGUAAAGAGUUCUCUCCCCCCACACACACACACACACACACACUGCCCCCAACCUUUUGCUUUCGAUCCCGUUACGGACACAUCAGGGGGGAAAAUCCUUGACUUCGCCACUGGAAUCAGAAAUGCAAACGUAAACUGGAGACUUUCUAUAGCUUGAGGCAAAUGUAUUUCUCCUUGCGUUACAAUGCAUCAUCAUCUGUAAGGAAAUAUGUAUUUAGUUUGUAUUCAGAUGUAGCUUCAGCAACUCAAGUGAACAAACUGUGAAACAUAAGACAUUUUAAUUGUAAUGUCAUACAAUAUCUGUUAGUGGACAAACUGUGACACCAGGAGUACAAACAGCCCACUCAAGAGUUUCCCCAGAAUGCAGAAUUAUAGUUUAAUUAAGUUGCUACCUUAAAAUGUACACGUUUGUUUUUAUAGUCUGCGCCAGUAACUGUCAUAGUCUGUUUACAGAGUGCCACUGUCUCACUACGACAUCCCUACACUGUCAGGUACAAAUCUCCAUUUUCAGUGUUGUCCUCUUUAAUGUAUGGUGAGAUAAAACUCAUUGGAAAGUAUAAAAAUACAAGGAGUUCAAUAAAGAAGUAUGAUUUUCUUCUAUCCUGA
This is a messenger RNA of Cottoperca gobio, 2631 nucleotides long. RefSeq names its product retinoic acid receptor, alpha b (gene rarab). The coding region runs from base 1 to 1449 and encodes 482 amino acids. Gene Ontology annotation, cellular component: transcription regulator complex; nucleus. Gene Ontology annotation, molecular function: RNA polymerase II cis-regulatory region sequence-specific DNA binding; zinc ion binding; nuclear glucocorticoid receptor binding. The transcript is spliced from 9 exons. Lineage: Eukaryota; Metazoa; Chordata; Actinopteri; Perciformes; Bovichtidae. The record is from RefSeq and is a predicted model, not a curated record. Gene Ontology annotation, biological process: regulation of transcription by RNA polymerase II; retinoic acid receptor signaling pathway; cellular response to corticotropin-releasing hormone stimulus.